GCGCAAAUGGUAAGUGGGCAAGGUUUAAAAAGGAGAUGCAGAGGCGUUUCAAGUUAGGGGACAGCCUGCUCACAAAAGAAGACCUGGAAAUGUUGAGACGGGAUGAGUUCUCCACGGUAGGAGUCUUUGGCACAACAUUUGAGAAGAUGGCAAAGAAAGUCCCAGGGCUGGCAGAAGAAGAACAGUGUGCCACUUUCCUGGGGCACUUCAAGAAUUGGGAAGCCUCGUCGCUAACCAAGAAAGCUGCGUCAGGAAAAAAACUGACUUGGGGUGUCAUAAAAGAAGGCAUGCUAGAGGGAGAGUUGGACCAGGUAGACAUCUUCCAGAUGAAACAGGCUAGGAAGAAAAGGAAGACUUUGGAUACUAUCGCUAGUGAUGGGCGCAACUUCAAGCUAAUGAUAGAAGAGGCUGUGACACAGCACGAUGCAGAGAAGGAGGCAAGAAAGAAGGCUAUGGCGGCGCCACAAGCCCAAGGGAAAGGAAAGAAGGUGGUAGUGCUAGAGGAGGAGGAAGAAGAAGAAGAGGAACCCGAACCACAAAAGUUGACCAAGGCUCAAAGGAAGGCAAGGAACAUGACUCAAGGGGGGCAAGGCUCAGGAAAAGGUCAAGCCCCGCAGGCUGUAGCGGCGCCACCCCCUGAGUCGUCCAGUCAAGUCGCACCAGCACCCUGUGGGUCAUGGCCAGGUUGUGGACCUCCCAGUCAUUGGCAUGGGCACUGUUCAUAUGCACCAUGGCCAACGGGCGAGCCGCAUGGAUCAUGUGYCGGAGCGCCGAUGAGUACGGCUUCCUGUGGAUGGCCGGGACCCCAAUCUCAACAGGAAGUAGAAGACCGUCAGGGCGUGAGGAUAGAGGAGAUAAGCGAAAGUAAAGAGGUUGAGCAGGGAUUGAGGGCCGACACCAUAAAGGAGGAGCCUAUCGUGGUUGAAUCCCACGACGACGAGCAAGAUGGUGGCCAUGGCAGGGCAAGAGAUACGAUGGAGAGAAUGGAGGACCUACUGGCAAAAAUCGAGAGGUACCAGGAUAAGCUGACCACUCUUUGUCAGGAGGUCAACAGGUGGAAAGGAGAGUUACCAUUGGUGUACCUCAUCGAUUCAGGCCCAGGGGCACAAGACGGGUCUGAAAACCURCCCGGAGUGACUGUCACGGCGCCAAUUCCUAGGUYUGGGAUGACCUUCAGGCCGCCGUCAAGAGCCGGAAGGGCAGCUUUGGCGGCACGUACUAGAUCGAAGGGAGCGCCCGACUCAAGCCAGCCCACUCAGGACAACCCGGGACCGAGUGGUGAGAAAGAGACAGUAGAGAUUCCCGAGGAUGAGGAGGAUGAGGAUGAAAGGUUAAGAACGGAAGAGGACAAGAAGGCUGAAGAAAGAGCCAAGAAGAGGGAUGCAAUGGCCGGCGCUGGUAAGGAACAAGAGGGCAAGAGAAGGAAGUAUAGAGUCAGGUUGGAGGAAGGGUUCGACGUGGAAGGGAUGGUCGAUAGGCUCCUCGAGGGCCAUAACGACCUGUCGAACUUGAAAGAUAUCCUCGCCUCGGCUCCAAAAUUGCGAGACGAGCUAAAGGCUCGUUUGUCCCGACGAUUGGUGGCGAGCGUACGUUUGGGGACUGUCAUCCCUAAAGAAGGGGAGUGGGCUGAGACAGACACCAAGAUAGACUGGAAGUCCGUCGCAUGUGGGUGCGUAGAAGUGAUGGUAAAGGGAAAGCCGUGCACCACGAUGGUAGACACGGGAGCGGAAAUGAACCUCAUAAARGAGGAGCAUGCUUUACGCUUGGGGAUGGAGAUUGAUCGCUCCGAUAAUGGAGUUUUAAUGGGAGCGAAUAGUCGGUGUGUGUUCAUAGGGACCGCAUCGAGAGUGGUUUUGGAGAUUGGCAAGGUUAAAGUGAGAAGUUGUUUCUUUGUGAUGCCCGAUCUCGACCAUCCCAUCUUAUUGGGCCGAUCCUUUUUGAGCCGAACGGAGACCGUCAUACUGAAUAAGCAUGAUGAGACGAUGUUCUUCGUCUUAUGUGACCCGGUAUGUGGCAACUAUGAGGUUAUCACAUGUAGAAAUACUGGGCCACGAAGUAUAAGGAAUAGGCCCAAUCCUGGGUCUUUUACGAUUGAGGAAUCGGAAGAAGAAAGGAAGAGGCUAGGAGGAAAUGAGUUUGAAGAAGAAAGGAAUCCAGACGCACUGACUCUUAGCCUGACCAAUAUAGGCGAUGUUAUGGACAUAGUGUUAACCUAUGGGAUGGCGGACCCGGAGACCGUAGAGGCCUUGAGAGAAAAGGUGAUGGAACAGAUGGGUGAAGGAGAGGUGGAGCUG
Molecule: messenger RNA, 2294 nt
Organism: Chara braunii
Lineage: Eukaryota; Viridiplantae; Streptophyta; Charophyceae; Charales; Characeae
Source: the annotation of a GenBank genome assembly